ACUGCACGCUGACAAGCCAGGACAGGGCGAGGCGGCGGCCCCAGUGUAUGCCCCCAUCUAUCGUCGCUAUGGGAAUUAACACAGCGUCCUCUGUGAAGCAGACCCUCACCUUGCACUAUCUAAAACCGGUUCACCUGAAGACACAGAGUAUAAAACACUGCAGUGGAGACUGUCACUGCUCAGAGCCUGGCUCAGCUUCUCUCCUCCGGUAAACUGAGGAGGACGAUGAUAAUGAUGAUGAGAAACAUCUAGAGAUGAGAAGUCUUUCUCAGGCCGUCACCUUGGACCUCUGCUCGACCUUCAUCUGUAUACUCUAAAUGAGGAUCAUGCCUGCCAUGUGUGUGUCCGCAGUGCUCUUAUGUACAGUUGUGGUCGAUAUCUCAGCUCGGGUUUUGACCACAUCCAACACAGAUGACCCGCCCAUUCUUUCUCAACGGCACUAUCAGCACACCGACCAAGACACGGGCACCCAGCUGGUCUGUGAUAAGUGCCCGGCUGGCACCUAUGUCUCUAUCCACUGCUCUCCAACAUCUGUGAGGGAAUGCAGCCCCUGUCCCAAAGGCACCUUCACACGGGGAGAGAAUGGAGUUCAGCAAUGCCAUCGUUGCAGGAGUCCUUGCCCAGCCGGCUUUAUCGAGAAAACGCCUUGCACAGCCACCCAGGAUCGAAUCUGCACAUGCCCACCCAAUACAUUCUUGUCAGGCAAUAGUGGUGCUGUGUGUAAGCCCCACUCCUUGUGCCCCCCAGGCAAGAGGGUGAAAAAGCAGGGCAGUGAGAAAAAGGACGUGGUCUGUAAGCUGUGCUCUGAGGGGACUUUUUCAGAUGUGGAAUCAAGUGCAACGCAGUGUAGAAAUCACACAGACUGCCAGGUUCAGGGGCUGGUGCUGGUCUUAGCGGGGACUAGAGAGAAAGAUAAUAUCUGUGGACCUCUUUCUACAGCUCCGUCCUCUGCCUCCACCACUGCUUCAGGUGGCUCAGGACAGGCUGUGCUUGUACAGGAACCCAUUAUUUCUUCAAUCUUUCCAGCACCCCUGGCUGGACCUGCACAUAAAGGUACCCACAGCCAGUCAGCAGCCAUUCAGCUGAAGGAACCCCAGGGUGGAAAAAGCCAGCGAGCAGAAGAGCACCUCCUAAGCCAUCCUGGCACUCUCACCCCACCAAAUUGGACUCCAGUUCUCGCAGUUCAUGAGGAACCAAUGGACCAUGAGUUGCAGAGGGGGCAACUGAAUUCUGAACCAAACCCAGGGCCUAACAAGAGGGCAAUGGAAGGUCUGGGGACUGAAGAAAUAGUCAAGGUUGAAACAAGCAUAAGCAAGAUUAAUGGACAAGGUAGCGGAGGUGGGGCCUCCAGCUACUACAGGCCAACUCGCAGGGGAUUCCCAAGGCCAAGCACCCAUAAUCACUUUGACAUAAAUGAACACUUGCCCUGGAUGAUUGUACUGCUGCUGUUGCUGGUGCUGGUGGUGAUCGUAGUGUGUAGCGUGAAGCAGAGCUCUCAGGUGUUGAAGAAGGGGCCAAUGCAGGACCCAAGCAGCAUCAUGGAGAAGGCAAUUCAAAAGAAACCACCUGCACCACUAACUCAAGCCCGAGAGAAGUGGAUCUACUAUUCCAAUGGACAAGGAGUGGAUAUCCUCAAGCUCGUGGCAGCCCAGGUGGGCGCACAGUGGAUCGACAUAUAUCAGUCGCUGGCUAAUGUCACCGAGCGUGAGGUGGCUGCCUUCUCCAACGGCUACUCUUCUGAUCAUGAGAGGGCGUACGCUGCGCUGCAGCACUGGACGAUCCGGGACAGCGAUGCCAACUUGGCCAAGCUGAUCAACGCCCUGCACCGGCAGCGCCGCAUCGAUGUGGUGGAGAAGAUCCGCUGUGUAAUGGAGGACAACCCACAGUUUGACGUCAACCAGCUGAUGACCUCAGUGAAUGUAAGCAAUAGUCACAGUCCUAUCCAGAAGCCCACGGAGUCUCCUAUUAGCAUUGCCAGCAACAGUAGCAUAGGCCGGGUCAGUGGCAUGGGUGUGGAGCACUCACCAGUGGAGCGGACCAAAGGCUUCUUCCCUGAUGAAUCAGAGCCCCUGCUUCGCUGCGACUCCACCUCCAGCAAAGACUCCGCCCUGAGUCGGAAUGGCUCCUUCAUUACCAAAGAGAAGAAAGACACGGUGCUCCGGCAGGUGCGUCUGGACCCAUGUGACCUGCAGCCCAUCUUUGAUGACAUGUUGCACAUCCUGAACCCAGAGGAGUUGCAUAUCAUCGAACAGAUCCCAGCCGCUGAGGACAAAUUGGACAGACUCUUUGAGAUUGCGGGAGUGAAGAGUCAGGAGGCCAGCCAGAAGCUGCUGGACUCUGUGUACAGCCAUCUCCCUGACCUCUUGUAGCGGAGGAAAGAGCAGGAAACAGCACAGACUGGAGUUGGCACAAGAAUAAAAAGAAGUACGAGGGAUGAAUACAAUGUGGUGUUCCAGUUAAGUCUGGGGUGGCAUUUCAUCUAAAAAGCUGUCCUCAUGCCACUUCAUUUGAGCAUGGUCUGUGUCUGCUCCCUCCAGUGACUCUUUCAAAUGUUUACUUUAUUCCUUUUCUUGUCCUUCUCUUGAACACAAGUAGUCCUUUAAAACAACCCAGCCUAUACCACGAUGAACUCAAUGUAACAGAGAGAAAGGCUCAACAGCCUGCUGGGUUGAAAAGUAGCGAGACGUAAAUGGACUCCAUAGAAAAUCACACGUAGCACUUUCUUUAUCUGAAAUGGUCUUCAUGCCUUCACGUCUAAAGAAUAAAACUGGUGGGUUUUUUUUGUAGUUUGUGCCUGUCGUUCAGGCUUCUCAUGCCUUUAAUAUGGAUCAAGUGUAACAAGCUACAUUUAACAAUGAACAUGGUAAAGGUAAAUAAGCUAUAACUUCAAACAAUGCUGGUAUUAUUCUUAAGUUUUAGGGUUCUUGUAAAGAAUAUUUUUGCCCAUGUGUAGGUUUAACUGUAAGUCAUGUGCCUGAACCUUCCAAAGCUUUGUUCCUCCCUCCCUCUUACCGUAACCACCAGCAGGGAGCAGCAUUACUUAGAUGGUUGUCCUGCUUUUCUGCAUCCAAAACCAUAGUUCAAAAAUAUUGGACUAAAUGACUUUCUAAACUUUGUCUAAUGUUCUGAUAUAUGGUUCUGCAAAAGAACUCUUUAAAAAAAAAAAAAAAAAAAAAAAAAAAGCUGAACUAAACGGUUUUCAAUCAGACGUGGUUGCCUGAGUGUUUCAGUGCUAGAGUAAAAAUGAUAAAAUACAAGAGUGUUUUUCUUUUACAUGCAGUAGUAUUUUGCUACCUGUACUAUGUAGUUGAUGAGAAAAUGUCAUAAUGAUGCACUAUUUUCCAUUGGAGAUACAGAUGUUGUACUUUCUUUGUCUUUAAUGUUUUAUAACUAACAUUUGAUUUUAUUGGUUUUUAUUGGUUAUUCAGUGUGUGAAUGUGCGUGUGAAUGGGUGAAUGACUGGAUAUGUAAAGCGCUUUGGGGUCCUUAGGGACUAGAAAAGCGCUAUAUAAAUACAGGCCAUUUUACCAUUUAUUAUACUUCUGUCACAAUGUUUCCAUUUUUCUUUCACCAGCAUUCAGACAUAUGUGCUCCCACUUGGUGGUACGAGACCACCUCGCCAGGAUGUAACGUAUACAUACUCCAUACUCUACUUUAAGUUUGUCUAGUUGGUUCUUUUACAUGAUGUAACAGAAAAAAAAAAAUGCAAUUUCCGUUCCCUCAAUGUUCCCCUCAACAAAAAACAAAACAUCAACAUUUGGUACACGUCUGAUCUCUCACUGGCUGGCCUUACAAGGGCAGAGAUAUGCGAAUCCAGGGUAAAGAAGAAAAAUACUGACUGAAUGAAAAAGAGUUGUGGUUGUGUUGCAGGACUGUGAGCUUUCUCAACAUCUGAACAUCCACCAGAUCACUGGUGAUGCAAAGCUAGGGCUUGGUUUCAUUUUAUUCACAAGCUAAAUUGACACAUUUGUAGAAACUACAGGAUGUUAUUUUAUAAAUUGGAAUACAUUUUUAAAAGCUUUGCCAUACAUGUGCUGCAAACAGGUACUGUAAAACAUUGUAAGUGGUGCAUGUUAAUCAAACUCAAACCCUAGCCGUGCCCACUGCCCUUACCCUAGAUUGGUGGUAGAAAUUAACUGUUGGAUGUGAGCGUUUUAUUUUCUGAUGCACAUGGGGAUUGAGUGGUUGAUCAUCAAAUUUCACACAUGUAACCAGUAAGUUUAUUACUAUGUAACCUCUUAAAAUCCACAAAUUAAAGCUAAAAUAUUUGUCAUAAA
Molecule: messenger RNA, 4277 nt
Organism: Oreochromis aureus
Lineage: Eukaryota; Metazoa; Chordata; Actinopteri; Cichliformes; Cichlidae
Gene: tnfrsf21
Product: tumor necrosis factor receptor superfamily, member 21
Exons: 6
Coding region: 318-2369 (683 amino acids)
Biological process (GO): adaptive immune response; negative regulation of T cell proliferation; negative regulation of myelination
Molecular function (GO): protein binding
Source: RefSeq, a predicted model, not a curated record